Messenger RNA from Perkinsus marinus ATCC 50983, 234 nucleotides. RefSeq lists its product as hypothetical. The coding region runs from base 1 to 234 and encodes 77 amino acids. The record is from RefSeq and is a predicted model, not a curated record. The transcript has 3 exons. Lineage: Eukaryota; Perkinsozoa; Perkinsida; Perkinsidae.
AUGGCAGCUCUGCAGAACGAUGGCGAUCGGGAUGAUGUCAAGAUUCUCCAAUCACCACAUGCCCGCUUAGCUGGUAUCUUCCUCUCGGCCAUGAGUCUCAACUUUGCUCUUUCUCAAGGACUAUUCGGAAAGUUCGAUAAGUCGAAGCGUGAUCUCCAUAUGUACAUUGGAUACGCUAUAGCCUUUGGAGCACUCGCUCAGUGGAUGUCGGGCAUACGCCUCCUCUUGGCAUGA